UUGAGGUCUCACUGUAGUAAGAUAAUAGACAGGUAAGAGACAGACAGACAGAGGGAGAGAAGUAGAUAGCUAGUGCAUGUGUGUUUGUUGAUGUGUAGGAGGGACAACCCAACCUGCAUUCCUUUAGAUGUUAUUUCAGUGUACCAUAGCCAACAGAGCAUGCUGGGAAAGAUAGUCCAGAGGCAGGUGAGGAGGGUGCAGGUAGUAAGAGACAGGCAGGACAACAUGCCCAGUGCCCACUCCACAUACACCCAAAGUGCCAUUUGUCCUGAGAUCAGGCUCCCAAGCAGCACCCAAUAAGCAGCACCCAAUAAGCAGCUGCCGGUGUGAAUGGAGCAAGAAGUUGCCCUGCCGCCCCCCACCCCCAGUAUCAAUCACAUUGUUCCUCCUCUUCUGCCUCUUCCCUCGUGUGAAUUCCGUGCGAGGCAAGGGGAUCCCCUAACAAAAGGAUACCGGUUCCUGCUAGAUUAGGCUGCUCUCUCUCUCUCUCUCUCUGUGUGUGACUCCCAGGCAGCAGCUGCACUCACACUCACUCACACACAGGGCAGCAGCAGACACCAAACUACAUUGUUAUAUGAUGGAAAUAAAUGGCACAUCUGUGUCGCUCCCUCACUGCUCUAAUGUGUAAGGAGCACCUUAAGUGUUAGCCACGCCCCCCUCGCCAUCACAUUGGCUGAGAGCGAAUGCGAGGAAUUGAUUGCUGCUGCCGCCGCCGCCGCUGCCUCUCAAUGCAAAACUUGUUGCUGCUACUGCUGCUGCUGUGUCGGGCUGGGUGAUCGGCGAGGGAAGAGCCGGGACCUCACACACUCAAAUCCUUCUGCCGCCGGGUCUGACGGAGGGGAGGGGGGCACAUCCUCCUUUCUCUGCUGCUCUCAAGCCCCAAUUGCCUGAUCGUGAACAAAGGGACAAAGCUAGUGGCACCACAAGUGUCUGGUUGCAACAGUCGGGACAGCAGCAGCAUCAGCCCCUGCUCGUGGGGACAGCAGCAGCAUCAGCCCCUGCUCGUGGGGACAGCAGCCUGCGCUCCGGGGACAAGAGCAGCCCGUGAUUGUGGGGACAGGACCCUGCGCCCCUGGACAGCGCCCUCAGUUCUAGGGACUGCACGAGUCUGCGCUCCGGGAACACCGCUAGUGUCGGCUGCCAGUGAGCUCUGGAGCAGAUGACAGUCAGUACAGUGACACACGGCAGAGGUGGGAGAGCUGAAAGUUGCUGCCAGUUACAGGCCACCCAGUCGUGAUAAAGCAGUAGGACGAGUUGUCGGGGAUGUGUGUCCCUAGCUGAAGGCAUUGUCACACUCUGAGCUAUUGGCUGAACUUUUAUCGCUACUUUGCUGGAUGUGUUUGUGGAGCAGGGAGAGAAAAUGUUGACUUGUGAUCUCACAGGCCAGGCGCUAUCAGGUUACAAAAUGUGAUCUCAUGUGAGAGUGUUGCACAGCAUCAUCCCCGCUCCACUUCUACUUCUUCUUGUACUUGUGUCUGUGGCUCCGCUCACUGUGUAUGAAUUCCGCCACAGCCCCGCUCUCCUGCUUUCUGCUGCUGCUCGGCCACUGCGACAAGCGACUGCGAUAGCGAUUAGGAGUGGGACUUGCUGCCAUGCCUUAUUGAUCGCGUUGGAAUUAUGUUCGGGCUGGAGCAGUUUGAGCCGCAGAUCAAUAGCAGAAGCGCCGGCCAAGGAGAGAGAAACUUUCCAGCUCAGCCCGGGAUGAACAUGAGUUCACACUUCAAAUCCGCUGCCUCGUUUCAUUCUGCCGGGGCCCCGGGCUCGGUGGAUUCUGCCCUGGGAGCGUUGAACGAGAAUUCUAUGUUAGGCAUGAACCUCAACUUAAACGGAGAGCCCUAUGGCUUCCACUCUAGGGGACAAGCAGACAUGCACCCCGGGGGAAUGCAACCACAGCCUGUCCAUGGCUUCUUCAACAAUCAGCCUCAUCACGGCCACCCCAGCACCCACCCGCACCCCAGCACCCACCAGCAUCACCCUCACUUCAGCGGCGGCAGCUUUAAUGGAGCCGAUGCCGCUGCCUCCUGCUUGCACGGUGCUCGCUUCAUGGGCUACAACAAUAACAUUGCAAACCAACAAGCCUUUGCUGAGGGCUAUGAGCAGAUGGCAGAGAAUCAAGCAGGGGAAGGUUUUGUACAGCAGAGGUCAGCGAAUAUGUCUGAAUUUCAGCACCCCAACUCUAGUGCUACUAACAAUGCUGUCCCUGCACCUUGCCUUCCCCUAGACCAGUCUCCCAACCGUGCUGCUUCUUUCCAUGGGCUUCCUACAUCCUCCACCUCGGAUUCCCACAACCAGGAACAAAGGAGGAUUCACAAUCAAGGAGGUGUUGAACCUCUGGAAUACAAUUAUCCCGGCGAUGGCCCUUCAGGACACUUUGAGGUACCUGUGUUUUCUCCAUCAGAUUCAGAUGGCCAUUACGGAGCUGGAAGGCAGGUCCCCAGCAGUAGUUUCCCUGGUACUUCUGUGUUACCCAGACCUCCUGGCUUAGUGGGAAUGGGCAAAGUUCACCCACAGCAGCAGCAGGGUGUAUUUUUUGAGCGAUUUAACAAUGCACGCAAAAUAUCAGUGGGCAUGGAUCCUGCGGUCAAUGGCAGACAUCCCUUACUGCAACAGCAGCAACAGACUGGCUUACUUGCAAGGCAAAACUCUUGCCCACCAGCAAUCCCCAGGCAACAGCAAACUGAAGCCAAUACCUCCAACCCAAACUUGCAGGACAAUGGACCAGUAAUGCAAAGCCAGCAUGCACAGUUUGAAUACCCCAUUCAUAGACUUGAGAAUAGAAAUAUGAACCCAUAUUCAGAGUCUGUUUUCAGUAUGCAACAAACACCUCCACAGCAACCUCCAAAUCAAAGAUUGCAACAUUUUGAUGCUCCCUAUAUGAGUGUUACUAAAAGGCCACGCUUUGACUUCCCCAAUAAUCACACCGUGGAUAACUGUGCUGCAUGGAAUAAUAGUAACAUUCAUAAUGCUGCCAUUGAGAGUCAUCUGUCUCCUUCUACAUACCCUGGUCUUCCAGGUGAAUAUAAUCCUCAAGUGCCGGAAAGUUUUCCUCCUGGCCCAGCGCUGCAACACCCUGGCUCAGAUCACCAGUCACUUCAACAGCGCCAAAAUGCAGCAAUGAUGAUAAAACAAAUGGCUUCCAGAAAUCAGCAGCAAAGAAUGAGACAGGCCAAUAUACAGCAAUUGGGUCAUCAUGGGGAUGUCAAUCAAAGCAGCAUUGUACAUGGAGGUCACGUGGGUGGGAUGCAGCAACCUAACUUUGAUCGUGAGGGAGGCAGGAUUGGUACUUUUGAUCCUCAAAAUCCACAUGUGGCUCAGGAAAAUGCUUGGUUUCCUGGCACUCACCCACCUGGAGAUAUUCUUCAAAGGAGAAUGGGUGGCUCAAACCUGCCAGCUGACCCUUCAUCCCAUGAUAUGAAUUUACAGCAAAAUGGGUCAAAUUUAUUAUAUAGACCAGGUGUAAAUAGGAUGGGCAUCCAGGAACCUUUGGGAAUCCCAGGGGAAGGUCAUGUUCAGGCUUUGCAUUCACCUGGUAUGCACUCUCAGUUUGGAAGCAAUAUGGCUAACCUUUCCCAAAUGCAGUCACCAGGAGGAGGUGUAGGGCUUUCUAGUGCACCAGCAGAUAGAAGGGGCCCUGCAGAUUUUACAGCUUCAUCCAUAGGUGGGCAGACAGGAUUUCCAUUUGUAGGAGCAAAUAGACAGUCAACUCCACACAAUCCACCAGGUGUCAACUCAUCCCCAAGUUCCUACCCACCACAGUCAGAUUUUCAAGCUAGCCAGCGCUCUACGGCAAGCAAACUAGGAGCUCUAUCUCUUGGUUCAUUUAGCAAGUCCAAUACGAAAGAGAGUAUGUUUGGGCAAAGCUGUUUAGCUGCACUUUCUACAGCCUGUCAGAAUAUGAUUGCUAGCUUGGGUGCGCCUAACCUCAAUGUAACAUUUAAUAAGAAAAGCCAAACUGAAGGCAAGAGAAAGUUGAGCCAGACAGAAACAGACAUUAAUAGUAAUUCUGGUAAUAACACUAGUUCUGAUUAUUUUCCAGGGGCCUCCUCACAAAAUAAUCAAGUGUCUGCUUCUUCCAAUGCCAACAAUAAGUCUACAGGGCAGGUAGGCGCAUCUCAGCCCACACAGGGAGAAACCAGUCUUUCCCCAAACUACAACAUUGAAGUCACUCCAGGCAAUGAUGGAAAACCAGUGACAGCUGGUGGGAGAGGGAGGGGCAGGAGAAAAAGAGACAGUGGGCAUGUAAGUCCAGGUAAUUACUUUGAAAAAUACUCUGCAGACAGUGGAGGUGCUGUUGUAAGCCCAGGGCAGCAGGGUCCAACAGCAAAUUCAGGGGAAUCUGGGGGUGUUCCACAUGACAAACCCCUGACUUCACCAUCUUGGGGGAAGGGAGGGGAACUUCUUCUUGGUGAUCAGCCUGAUCUUAUGUCAUCUUUGGACAGUGGCAUUCAAAGUGUGACCAAGUCAGAUAGCAGCUCACCUGAUGUUGACUUUGGGGAAGAUGUCAACACCACUUAUGGGAAUGAAGAUGAAGUGUCCUCUAGUUCAGAUAACAACAUAGCAAAACCUAAUAGCUGUCCUAUAGUAACAGGGUCUCCAAAAAUUCAGCGAGGUGACCAUGGACUUCUUAAUGGACAAAAGUCAAUGGGUAUAAACUUGUUAAAUAACACUACCUCUCUCCCAGACAGUUAUGGAUUGAGUAGCACUGGGGGUGGUCACCCUGGCACACCAGGGAUGGAACAGGUUCGAACUCCAACUAGCACAUCAACACAGGAUGAAAUCCACCCUUUAGAGAUACUCCAAGCACAGAUACAGCUUCAGAGACAACAGUUCAGCAUUUCUGAAGACCAGCCCUUGGGAAUGAAAAAUAAAAAAAAUGACUGUACUGCUCAAAAUGUGGACAGUGAAUUGAACAGUUGUUGCUCUGACAAUGUUAAAAACUCUAUGAGUACUAUAGACCUUGACUCUCUUAUGGCAGAGCAUAAUUCUACAUGGUACAUGCCUAAUGAGAAAUCAUUGAUGGAGGGAGAUGAAGAAGACAAAUCUAUCACACCUUGGGAAAAAUCAAAGAGCCAACUAACCAACAAAGAAGCCCUUGAUCUUCCCCAGAACAAGACCUCAGCAGCGGCACAAAAUGGAAGCCAUUUACAAUGCCUCUCGGUUCAUUGCACAGAUGACAUUGGAGAGCCAAAGGGUAGGACUCCUGUUCCUACGUGGAGAUCUCUUCAUUCUGACAUCUCCAACAGAUUUGGGACUUUUGUGGCUGCCCUUACUUGAAAACUGUUCAACAAACAGAUAUUUUUGAUGUCCUUUUACUACAGGGCCACUAAUGAUAGGUGGACUAUUUUGCUUUAGGUUGGUACUUGCUUAGUGGCAUACGGAUUUCCAAGGCUUAAAGUAAACCUCAUAUUUUUUAAAUUUUUGCCACAGUAUGAUACCAGUGUUAAUUCUUCAUCCAACAAGUAUUUAUGCUUCACUUUCCUCUCUUGUAAUUCCCUAUUUAAAUCUGGCAAAACGACUAUCUGGGUUAAAGGAGGGCUUUUUGUAUGUCUAAAUGGUGUAUAUUUUCUCUUUCUGCUUUAUUUUGUGUUACAUGGCUUGUUUUAUGAGAAAAAAAAGUUUGAUUUCCCCCUGUUGAACUAAAUAAGCAAACAAACUGACUUUAAAAAAAAAACAACAUUCAGUUCUACAGUUCAGACAUUUAUACCAAGAGGUUCAAAUGUAUUAAAGUUGUAAUUGUUUUGCACAUAACCAUACAAAUGAUGCUGCUGUGUUGUUUGUUAGGUGUCUAAAACAUACAUUGUCUAUCUAAAGAGAUUACGGCAAUGCUAAUAUAUAUAUAUAUAUAUAUAUAUAUAUAUAUAUAUAUAUAUAUAUAUAUAAAUAUAUGAUGUAUGUGUAUGUUAAAAUGAUUUGACGGAGAUCCUUGGUCUUCAUUCCUCCAAUGAGGUUGAAUUAGAUAAGAACAUUCAGCAUCCUGUACUUUUUGUUCAGCAAUGGUCUGAAAGAUCCAUGCAUAAUUGAAUACAUUUCUUCAUAAAUGUCAUGGGGGUAAAGAUUGUCAAUAAAAUAUAUAAUUACGUUUA
Molecule: messenger RNA, 6083 nt
Organism: Xenopus laevis (African clawed frog)
Lineage: Eukaryota; Metazoa; Chordata; Amphibia; Anura; Pipidae
Gene: mn1.L
Product: meningioma (disrupted in balanced translocation) 1 L homeolog
Exons: 2
Coding region: 1618-5274 (1218 amino acids)
Biological process (GO): regulation of DNA-templated transcription
Source: RefSeq, a predicted model, not a curated record